GCACAACUCACACAUCACAGAACUCACAGCACCAUGAUGGAGCAAUACUUGCUCCGAGUGCCCAAGCGGGUAGGCGAAGAGCUGCGGAAGAAGAUGGCAGAGAAGGAAGUCCGUGGCGUCGACGUUGUGGCUGGCGCUGACAACCGCAACUUCAAAUUCCGCAUCGACGAUACGGAGCUCCCUGCUACGUUAUGUCAACUGCCGUGUAUCGUGGAAACGCACAAAACGUAUGACGAAAAGUUGUUUUACAAGAGCGGUGACAUUGGACAGAUUCUGCUUGUCCAUGACACCCCCGAAGAACAGAUGCUGUACGAGACCGUGACCGAGCUCCCUGGCGGCAUCACGCCUCCCACGACCAACAUCGUCAAGCGCAAGUACGCCAAGACACGAAAGAGUCCCAUCUUCCCCAAGGCCGACGUCGCCCGCGUCGAGGAUACCCUCGUGAAGAUCAUUGCCGGCGGCAUCAUCGAGGACGUCCAGGAGGAACUGGUGGACUUUUACGACUGGAUGGUCGACGACGAGCACCCCAACGGCAUUGUCGUCCACGACGAAAUGGACUUCAUCCAGCGCCACCCCGAGUAUUUGGAUUUGACUCAAAGCGGCAGCGGCGGCGGUGGCGGCAUGGCGCCGUCGUUGGCCUUUGGAAGCUCCAACGGCGUCAACUCGCAAGCCAACAGUCGCCCGGAAUCGGAUAUCGAUGACGAGACGCCGUCACGAACUCCGGCCAUAUCCGAAGAUGAGGACGCCCCGCCAUCGUCCAAGAAGCUAUCGCCAACCAAGACACUCACAAAGGUGACGGCGGCGGCAUCCACCGCGCGCGACGGCCUGGACGACGACCUCGACGAUAUGAUGAACGACGACAUGGAUGAUGACGAUGACGACGACGCGGCAGACGGCUCGUCACUGCAGUCGAACCCGGAGUACUUGACGCUGCUCAACACCCGUGCGCAGCAGACCAAGAAGGUGUCGGACCUGCGCAAAGACAUUAGCAAGAUGGCGGCAAACAUCACGUCCAUGGCGAACCCCGUGAUGAAGCAGCGGCUACUCGCGCAAAAGGAGUCGCUUGAACGAGAGUUGGCCGACGUCCAAGCUGCCUUCGAGGCUACGGCAGACGACAUUCGGCGCAUGGAGAGCAGAAACUAACAACACCUGGGGCAGCGCUCGUACUAUAACUAAUUCGAAUGGAAUGUGAAAUAUACAAACAAGGAC
Aphanomyces astaci is the source of this 1209-nucleotide messenger RNA. RefSeq lists its product as hypothetical. NCBI's taxonomy places the organism in Eukaryota, Oomycota, Saprolegniomycetes, Saprolegniales, Verrucalvaceae. Gene Ontology annotation, cellular component: transcription factor TFIID complex. Gene Ontology annotation, molecular function: RNA polymerase II general transcription initiation factor activity. Bases 34 to 1143 code for a protein of 369 amino acids. Gene Ontology annotation, biological process: RNA polymerase II preinitiation complex assembly; transcription initiation at RNA polymerase II promoter. The transcript has 7 exons. The record is from RefSeq and is a predicted model, not a curated record.